AUGGCGGAUGAAUUCAACGCCUUACAGCGUACUGGCACUUGGACUUUGGUACCCUACAAGUCUUCUAUGAACGUGUUACUAAAUAAAUGGGUGUAUCGCAUCAAAACAAACUCUGAUGGUUCCAUCGAGCGUUUUAAAGCUCGCCUAGUUGCCAAUGGCUUUCAUCAGCAAGAGGGCAUUGAUUUCUGCGAAACCUUCAGUCCGAUGGUCACACAUGCCACCAUUCGGCUCAUUCUCUCUAUUGCUCUUCACUUUCAGUGGCCUAUCCGCCAACUUGAUGUUCAAAAUGCCUUCCUUCAUGGCACGUUGAAUGAGGAAGUUUAUAUGCGUCAACCUGCAGGGUUCGUUGAUCCACAGUUUCCCUCUCAUGUGUGUCGACUUCGACGGUCUCUCUAUGGUUUGAAACAAGCACCCCGUGCUUGGUUUCAAUGUUUUUCACAGAAACUAGAACACUUGGGCUUCACUGCUUCCCAAGCUGACUCGUCUCUCUUCACCUAUUUUGAUGGCUCAACAAUCAUUUAUCUUCUCAUCUAUGUGGAUGACAUUUUAGUCACAGGGAACAACAAUGCUCACUUGUCUCAGUUUAUCACGCAGCUUGGUACUCAUUUUGCAAUGAAAGAUCUUGGGCCCUUACACUACUUCUUGGGGAUGGAGGUUUCCCAGACGCCUUCUGCUUUCUAUCUCACUCAAUCCAAGUAUAUUUUGGAGCUUCUACAGAAAACUAAUAUGGCUUACGCCAAGCCCAUCUCAACGCCAGUUCCCAGUGGUAAACGCUUGAGUUUAUAUGAUGGUGAGCCUCUCUCAGAUGGAUCUUCUUUUCGCAGUGUUGUGGGCGCCCUUCAAUACCUUCUAUUUACACGUCCUGAUAUUGCUUAUGCUGUCAACCAAGUGUGUCAGUUCAUGCACUCUCCAACUACUGCGCAUUGGGCUGCAGUCAAACGCAUCUUACGGUAUUUGAAAGGCACACAUGAUCACGGCUUACUUUACAAACCCAGUCAUCUCACUCUCACUACCUUCGCUGACGCUGAUUACGCUGGCGACCCUGAUACCCGUCGUUCCACUGGCGGUCACUGCAUAUUUCUUGGCAAUAAUUUAAUUUCCUGGAGUUCGAAAAAGCAACGUGGAGUGUCACGGUCUAGCACAGAGACGGAGUAUCGUCAACUUGCCUAUACUUCUGCUCAUCUCUCAUGGUUUCGCAAUCUUUUUCGUGAUUUAUAUCUUCCAUUACAGCCACCUCGUCUCUAG
Malus domestica (apple) is the source of this 1245-nucleotide messenger RNA. RefSeq lists its product as uncharacterized. Lineage: Eukaryota; Viridiplantae; Streptophyta; Magnoliopsida; Rosales; Rosaceae. The record is from RefSeq and is a predicted model, not a curated record.